AUAAUAACAGCACCUUAGUUAAGUGGGCGUAGUUAGAAACAUUCCAUAUCCGUGUGAAACAGUCAUAUGCCCUGCAGCUGUAACUUACUGCGUACUUAAAGCAUAUCCUGUUUCCACUACCAACAUACGAAAAACGUCUUAAAGCAUGUGUAUAAUUACAUCAAGAUAGUAUAGUGUUUCAGGUAUCCAGGUGAGGAACUCCAUGUUGUAUUUAAGAGCACAAGGGAAACGUAAACUCCCAUCAAUGAACAAUGUAAGUUGGUUGCCUGUUCACAGUUCAUCGAAUGGCUUUUUCACGUCAAUUUUUUUUUCCAUUUUGACUAUGGAAAAUAUAGUCUGUACAGCUGGAUUACCGGUUUUACCUACCUGUGUGCCAAGUGCGCUUGGAGCCACGUCGCAGUAUGCGCUUUAAGGAAAUGUCUCUUAUGCUAUAGCGUUCAGUUCAUGUUUGGGCACGGAGGCAGUGUAUGGAAGUAAGCCCAGAAAGAGAAGGAUUCUUUUCACUAUGGCGGAUUAUAUCGACUCCAUCGCUUUUCUGGGUCAGUGGGGACGUUUCCAACAGGUAGUCUUCUUCCUGCUCUGUGCUACCAUCGUGCCUAAUGGAUUUGGUGCCUUCACCCUUGUUUUCCUGGCUGACACGCCGAGUCACCACUGCGCAGUUCCUGAUGUCAACCUGACUGAAGACUGGCACAAAAGUAUUAUACCAAUAAAGGUGGUGAAUGGGGAACAGGAACUGAGCAGAUGCAGCAGAUACAGACUGGAUGUGGUCAGAAAUCUCUCUGCUCAGGGUCUUGUUCCUAGCAGAGACAUCAACCUCACAGACCUGGAGCAAGAGGGCUGUCUGGAUGGGUGGAGCUACAGCAAAGACAUCUACCAAUCCACCAUUGUAACAGAGUUUGACCUGGUGUGCAGUGAUCGGUGGAAGGAGCCGUUCACCACCACAGUUUUCUUCGUGGGAGUUCUUUUUGGAUGUUUCUUCUCAGGACUACUCGCAGACAGAUUUGGAAGAAAACCUAUUCUUUUUGCAACCAUCGCAGUUCAGAUGGCUUUUACCUUUGCUCAAGUCUUCUCUGUUUCAUGGACUAUGUUCACCAUCCUCCUCUUCAUCAAUGGUUUGGGACAGAUGUCCAACUUUGUAUCUGCUUUAGUGCUAGGUACUGAGCUGUUUAUUGGCAAUGUGCGUGUAAUAUAUGCAUCUUUGGGCACAUCUUUAGCCUUUGCUAUUGGCUACAUGAUGCUGCCUCUCACUGCCUACUUUUUGAGGGACUGGAAAUCUCUCCUGUUGGUUUUGUCUGUGCCUUGCCUGGUCUUUUUCCCCCUAUGGUGGCUCGUCCCAGAGUCUCCUCGGUGGCUGCUCUCUCAGGGAAGAGUGGGGGAGGCAGAGGCCAUAGUGAGGAAGGCUGCUAAGUGGAACAAGGUUCAGGCUCCGAUGGACAUCUUUCAAGCUGAUAUGGGUAAUGAGAGAAAGACCAACUCUAAAGGAGUAAGUGUCUUAGACCUGCUGAGGAAGAGUGACAUCAGGACCACAACAUGUAUUCUCUGCUUUGUGUCGUUUACUAUGACUGUUGGAUACUAUGGUCUGUCCUUUAACACUGCCAGACUUCAUACUGACCCCUACAUCAGUUGUUUCAUCUCAGCAACUGUGGAAAUACCAGCAUACAUUUCCAGCUGGCUAGCUCUGCAAUAUCUUCCACGAAGAGUUUCCGUCAUUGGUACAUUGCUCCUUGGAGCCGUGCCACUGUUCGUCAUUCAGGCCGUUCCUCAAAAUCUACCAAACCUGUGUAUUGCAGUGGAGAUGUUCGCUAAAUAUGCUAUUACCACAGGUUUCUCCCUGAUGUUUGCCUACACUGCAGAGCUUUACCCAACACCACUCAGGAACACAGCAACAGGGAUUAUGUCCACAGCUGCCAGAUUUGGAUGCUGCAUUACACCAUUUUUCUUAAACAUGAGUGUAUAUGUCAAGUACCUACCUUAUAUUACAUUGGGGACUCUGGCUGUUGCGUCAGCCUUUGCCGCUUACUUCCUCCCAGAGAGUUUUGGACGACCUCUACCUGAAACUAUGCAACAGAUGCAUAAAAGAGAAAGAAUAAAAUGUGCGUGCAUCACCGGAAAAGAAACCCCAAUACCAGUGUCCCUCCUGGAUAGUCCUUUAUGAUUAUCUAGAGCUUUACUGGUGUAGGUCAUGUUUUAAAUAUCAUUGCUACUGUUUACAUUGAAUUAGGAUUUUUGAAUUUUAGUUCUAAAGUUUACCUUUAGUUCAACAUUAGGAGUUGAGGGGGGGGAGGCCAGAGGACAUCAGAGAUAGAGACCAGAAAACAUAAUGCAUUUCAUUUUACAAAUUAACAUUUAAAAGUUCCAUUUAAAGUUUUAAAUAUGAUCCAGUUCCAGGGCACUGGUGCUCAAUUGUUGGAUUGUAAUGUAAGACUCUGUGCUUGUUGCACUGGGUUCAAAUCUAAACUGUGUCCCUUUGCUGCGUGUCAGUCCCUGCUUUCCAGUCACUCUUCAGCUGUCUCUGUCAAAUAAAGCUUAAAUAAUAAAGCCCAAAAAAUAUAGACAUGGGCAUGAUUCCCAGUCAGUGUAGAAUCAAAAUGAUUCAAAAAUCAGUUUUGCGGUAAAAAGGUUACAUAAUGUUUUAAUAGACUUGAAAACAUCACUCUUGCUUUUUAAAAACUUUUUUUCUUUUACUUUGCUUUCUUUUUGUCUCUUUUUUACAUUUGCAUGUAUACAACAUAAAAUCUUUUAAAUCUGUUUAAGGUGAUAGACAUAAAAAUGAACAUGUUUCAAAAUGUAUUUUGUUUAAAGAAAUAAAUGUUCUAGUAUGUAAGCAAAAGUUUUAAGGUUGUUGGGGAAUAAACAGUGUUUUUGUUGUGGAAAUCUAACACAAGUUCAAGGAAGCCUUUGUAUGUUGCCCCUUAAAGAUUCGAUGUGACACAAAAAACCUAGGUUGUGCACUGCAUUUCAUUUUAUGUAUUUUGCAUCCAUGCCAAUACUGGAGUACUGUAAUACUGGAGCUAUAAUCUUAGAUCCAUUCCUAGUUCACGGUUGUGAGUUCAGAGAAUGGCUGAACAAAUGUUGUACAUCAGGUGUGGAGAGCUGGCAGAUGGACUGAAGGCAAAGCGGUCUGUUUUUUUUAUUUUUUAUUUUGUGGUAAAUAAGUUUCAUUGAAUGCAACUAAUAAUAAAGAUAAUUUGAGUACUCAUUAAUCUUGGCUGGACCACAAUGCACACUCUAAUAGACACUAAUAGACCAAUUGUUUUGCCUAUAACUUUUCUGGUACUUUGCUCUGGAAGAAAAUGUUUGAUUGGCAAUUAAUCACAAAUUAAUCUAGUUCCUUUUUAUUAAUUAACGUGGAAAAUCCCAGUCAGUGAGAAUGUGUCUAUAAUAUGCCAACAUUUAGUGGAAUAGAGUCAAGAGAGCAGGUGGAACACUUUAGAUGGUUCAUAACUUGAUUGAUAUCUCUUCAUUGGGAUUGGUAUGACUUCAUUGGUAUUCCAGUGAUAUUAUUCUGUUACUUAAAACCUGAGUAAAUUC
Molecule: messenger RNA, 3531 nt
Organism: Larimichthys crocea (large yellow croaker)
Lineage: Eukaryota; Metazoa; Chordata; Actinopteri; Sciaenidae
Product: solute carrier family 22 member 4
Exons: 11
Coding region: 506-2155 (549 amino acids)
Biological process (GO): transmembrane transport
Cellular component (GO): membrane
Molecular function (GO): transmembrane transporter activity
Source: RefSeq, a predicted model, not a curated record